AUGUGUCGCCCAGUGCAUCGGCCGCGACAUCGCCCAACACGCAAACCCAAGCGCACACGAGCGGCGGCAGCGACGCAUGCAAAUGUUAGCACCGCCACACCCGUGUCAUUUGCCGGCCUCGGCUCCGAGGUGACGGUUACACUGACGCGUUCUGGUAAAACGACCGCCGGUCAUAUUGUACGGAAUCAUAGUAUUGCCACUGAAACGGUGCAGCAACACCAACAACACGAACUAAUUGAACAUCAGCAACAACAUCAUCAGUUGAUUACACAUCGCCAAUUGCAACAACACCAGCAGCAACAACAACAACAAACAACGGUGCUAGAUCCCUUGGACUUGCAAGAUCAAGAUGAAUACCAACAGCAACAACACCAGCAAAUAGUCAUCGAGCAUCACAGCGGCAAUGGUCAUUCGCAACAGCAGACGCACGAAGAAGAGUUGCUCGAGUAUGACGACGAAGAGGAAGUCGAGGAGCAUCACUUGCAGCAGCUGCAGGAGGUGCAGGACCAACAGGAAUGCGAUGGCGAGCAAGUGGAGGAGGUUUAUCUGAACUGA
Zeugodacus cucurbitae (melon fly) is the source of this 555-nucleotide messenger RNA. RefSeq names its product G-box-binding factor. Bases 1 to 555 code for a protein of 184 amino acids. NCBI's taxonomy places the organism in Eukaryota, Metazoa, Arthropoda, Insecta, Diptera, Tephritidae. The transcript is spliced from 3 exons. The record is from RefSeq and is a predicted model, not a curated record.